AUGGCACCCACAACUAGCGACACCCUUCCCCUUUCUGCUCCAACUCAACCUCUUGUGCCGGACCUCACCAUCGACAACAUCACCGAGAAGGUGGUGCAGGCCAGCUCACAGAGUGGCGAUGCGCGGCUCAACUACCUCAUGGAGCGGCUGGUGACCCACGUCCAUGACUUUGCGCGUGAAACACGCCUCAGCACCAGCGAAUGGAUGGCCGCCAUCCAAUUCCUCACCCAGACUGGCCAGAUGUGCAGUCCUGUCCGCCAGGAGUUCAUCCUCCUCUCCGAUGUCCUUGGCCUCUCGAUGCUGAUCGACUCCAUCGAUCAUCCGAAGCCACCAAACUGCACUCAAGGCUCCGUUCUCGGGCCUUUCCACACCAGCGAUGCGCCCCAUCUCCCCAUAGGCUCGUCCAUGACCACUGAUACUGCGGGCGAGCCCCUGCUUGCAUUAUGCACAGUCUGCGACUCGUCUGGCCGGCCACUCUCGGGUGUCAAGGUCGACAUCUGGGAAGCCGACUCCUCUGGCCACUACGACGUGCAGUACGCCAGCCGACAGGCGCCGAGCGAGCGGUGCGUCAUGACGAGCGACGUGGACGGCGGCUUCUGGUUCAGGGCCAUCAGGCCCGUCGGCUACCCGGUCCCGGAUGACGGUCCGGUUGGCAGGCUGCUGGGGCUGCUCAAGCGGCACAGCUGUCGGCCGGCCCACAUGCACUUCAUGUUUGAGAAGCAAGGCCUAGAUCCCCUCAUCACGACGCUCUUCAUCCGCGGCGACGAAUAUGAGACAUCUGACGUCGUCUUCGGUGUCAAGACGAGCCUCGUCGUCGACCUGGACAGAGUUGACGAGGAUACCGCCGCAAAGUAUGGCGUGCCCCAGGGGACUUUGCUGCUCAGGCACAAGUUUGUCCUGGCAAGCGCACAGGAGACGGAGGAGUUGCGAGACAGGAACGCUAUGGAGGCGAUGCGGAGGAUGGGUCUCAAGACGAAGCUCGUGGACCACUUGCCGGUGCCUGAUCUGGAUUGA
Molecule: messenger RNA, 1014 nt
Organism: Trichoderma citrinoviride
Lineage: Eukaryota; Fungi; Ascomycota; Sordariomycetes; Hypocreales; Hypocreaceae
Product: aromatic compound dioxygenase
Exons: 3
Coding region: 1-1014 (337 amino acids)
Biological process (GO): catechol-containing compound metabolic process
Molecular function (GO): ferric iron binding; catechol 1,2-dioxygenase activity
Source: RefSeq, a predicted model, not a curated record